This is a messenger RNA of Oryzias melastigma (Indian medaka), 6437 nucleotides long. Its product is annotated as leucine-rich repeat transmembrane protein FLRT2. Gene Ontology annotation, molecular function: protein binding. Lineage: Eukaryota; Metazoa; Chordata; Actinopteri; Beloniformes; Adrianichthyidae. The transcript is spliced from 2 exons. The record is from RefSeq and is a predicted model, not a curated record. Bases 524 to 2485 code for a protein of 653 amino acids.
AGAGAGAGAAGGAGAGAGAGGGGCAGAGUGAGCGCGCGCACAGACUCGGGGGGUGGAGGGGUUUGGAACAGUUUCACCGGAACAUGGAGCGGACACGCAGCGCAGCUGCCGGCGGAGCGGCGGCGGGACCGGACUGCGCCUCCACCGCCCCGCGCGCGUGAGUCCCGCUCCCCCCCUGACGGCACCGGCCCAAGUUCGGCGGCGGCUUCGGCCGGCCGCGGCGUCACACAGGGCGGGAGGAGGAUGCGGGGCGGACCGCCGGCUGACCUGAGCUCCGGCCGGAUCAGGAGCAUGCACGCACGGCGCGGCCGCGGGAUGCGGAGUCGGCGCGCCCUCUGAGCGCGCGUCAGGAGGCGACACUUUUCAGCCUCUGCAGGUUUGACGUCUGUCAUCAUGGCUUCGUUGGGAGACAGACGGACCUCCGCGAUGGAUCGUGAAGGAAUACUAUGAAGAAGAUCAUCUCCGAUGAUGGGAGUUUAAGGACAAUUGACGGAUUGAUCUUUGUCCUGUAAAUCGUUUUGAAAUGGAGAUCCAGUGGCGUUCAUGGAGUAAGGGCUGUGUCUCUUUCCUGAGGCCGUGGAUUCCUGUGCUGCUGGGCCUCCACCUCCAGCUCUCGUGGGCCUCCAGCUGCCCCGAGGAGUGCCGCUGCGAGCGCUCCUUUGUUUACUGCAACGAGCGCAGCCUGACCUCAGUGCCUCUGGGAAUCGGCGAGGGCUACAAGACCCUCUACCUCCACAACAAUCAGAUCAACAAUGCUGGCUUUCCGCUGGAGCUCCACCACGUGGCCUCCGUGGAAACGGUGUAUCUGUAUGGGAACCAGCUGGACGAGUUCCCCUUCAACCUGCCCAAAAACGUGCGGGUUCUCCACCUGCAGGAGAACAACAUCCAGACCAUCUCCAGAGCGGCUCUGGCGCAGCUCCUCUGGCUGGAGGAGCUGCACUUGGACGACAACUCCAUCUCCACGGUGGGGGUGGAGGAGGGGGCGUUUCAGGAAGCCGUGAGCCUGAAGAUGCUGUUCCUCACCAAGAACCACCUGAGCAGCGUGCCUAUCGGACUGCCGGACGUCCUGAAGGAGCUCCGGCUGGACGAGAACCGGAUCGCGGUCAUCGCGGAGGAGGCGUUUGAGAACGUCACGCGUCUGGAGCGCCUCCUGCUGGACGGUAACCUGCUGACGGACGACGGGAUCACUCCAGGGACCUUCCAGGGCCUGGUCACUCUGCGGGAGCUCUCCUUGGCCCGCAACUCGCUGACAUACCCCCCCUCGCUCCUUCCCGGGGAGGUCCUGGUCAAGUUAAGCUUCCAGGAAAACUUGAUAACCCACAUCCCGGUGAGAGCGUUUGCAGGCCUCCACAAGCUGGAGAAGCUGGACGUCUCCAACAACCAGCUGCAGUCUUUGGCGCCGGGCGUCUUCGACGGCCUCUUCAGCCUCAGGCAGCUCACGGUGAGAAACAACCCCUGGCUGUGUGACUGCGACAUGAAGUGGGUGGUGUCCUGGCUGAAGUCUCUGCCCGCCUCCUUAAACGUGCGCGGUUUCAUGUGUCACAAACCUGAGAAGUUUCGGGGGAUGGUGAUCCGAGAGCUGAGCAUUGACCUUCAGUGCUCGCCGUCGACGCCAUCAUCUGACUCCAGACCAGGUCUCUCUCCUCCCACAGCUCCAUCGGUGGUCCCUCGUGUCUCCAGGAGACCCGCCGUCACCCUCCCAACUCUCUACCCCAUCUACACCACCAGGGAGGAGGGAAUGAGGACUAAGAAGCCCCUGCAGGUCACUUUCACCUCUCUAAAUGGGUCAGAAAUCCACGUGAGAUGGGCGGCGGCGUUUCCGGUCACUGCCUACAAGGUGACCUGGGCGAGGAUGGACCCCAGUCUGACGGGGGACACGGUCAGGGAGAGGAUAGUGGGCGGGGAUCACCGGGGUAUCAGACUGGCUAAUCUGCAGCCUAAAUCCACCUACCGCAUCUGUGUCAUCCCCCUGGAUGAGUUUAACAACUACCGGCCCAAGGAUGACACCGUGUGCACCGAGGUUUUGACCACAGGGGCGUUUUUCAACCCCGAGGACAACGACAGCAACACCAGGAGGCGCUCCCGGCCCGAGCAGGCCACGCAGCCCGAGCCCGGCUCGCCCUUCCUGCUGGCCGGGCUGAUCGGGGCGGCUGUGGUCCUGGUCCUGGUCUUCCUGCUGGGAAUCUUCUGCUGGCACCUGCACAGAAAGAGCCGCUCUAAAUCUGAGUGGAAAUACAACCGCGGCCGAAGAAAAGACGACUACUGCGAGGCAGGCACCAAGAAGGAUAACUCCCUGCUGGAAAUGACGGAAACCGGCUUCCAGAUCGUCUCGCUCAACAACGAGCAGCUCCUCAAGGCAGACUUCCGCAUUCAGCCUAUUUACACCCCGAACGGGGGCACGGCCUUCAGAGACUGCCCCCCAGGGAACAACAGCACAGUUUACUGCAAGAACAACGUUCAGGAUGCAGACUUCUGUCAUUCAUGACGGUUACGGAGCGUUUUUACCGACUGUGUACAGCGUUAAUCCAGUUCAAGAAGUGAAAUUUAUACAACCGCCUGGACUUUUCUAGAACGUGGGAGAUAAAAAAGGAUCUAUGCCGUUUCAGUUUUGUACACACACAAACAGCUUCAUGUCAUUGUUUUGUUGUUCCAGUGAAGGAUUUUUGCAGUGGGACGGCGUAAUCAGAAUAUGAUCUGGAGCUGGAGGACAAACCCCAGAUGGCAGACGUGUUUGGCUUAAUCCGAGCCGCUUUUGGCUCUCACUGACUGGUGUGAUGUGGUCCUGAUGUUUCCCAAAAGUCAUGAUGUGGCUUUAACUGUUCUUUCAUUAUUGGGGUCAGAUUUGAAUCAGGUUUCAUGGUUUUACUCUAAAGACACCUUGGAGCCUUUGUAGGGCAGAUAAAAACUCAUUGGGGUGACAUCCCAGCGUUACCAUGGAGAUACUUUAAUCCUAAUGAAAAUACUACAAAAAAGGUAAUUAAAUAAAAAAAAAAAAAAAAUCAUUGUUUAAAAACACAAACUUCAAUUGACCUAAUUGCUUUUCACAGUUGCCAUGGUGACACUAUGACAAAAACCCUCCAGUCCAGUACACCCUGCAGGGCAUCUUUCCUGACAUCUUCAGUGCUGCGAGUGUGUAAAAAAUGUUUUCAAUUCUCAUGGUAAAGAUGGUGAAGAUGGUGCAUUACGUUGCCACGGUAACAUUCCUAAACGAUGUAAAGGAUUUUGUUAUUGAAGGAUACAAAAGGUUUUUCUUUUCACAUUUGAACGGUCUUGUAACAGAAAAGGACAAACAGCACAGCUGUCACUCAGCUGAUCCAUCGUACAUCUGACGCUGGUGAUGCGCUGGACUGUGUCUGUUUGGACUUUAAACAUGGCGGGUAGACAAGGAUGUCUUUUAUUUUAUUAUAUUGCUUACAUCUGUCAAAUGGGGACUGGAUUUUGUAUUUUUUUUCGUGAAUCUACAUUUUUAGUUUUUUCUUCUGCUUUGCCUCUACAGUUACAGCGACUACAAUUACAUGCACACUGAUAUUCUGACCCCAAAUGAACUUAAACCCUAACCAAUUAGAAUUAUAUUUUUUAUAUUUUAAGUAGUUUUGGGGUAUAACGCCUGGUUCACACCAGACGCAGAAGCACUGCGGUUGCGUGGCGGAACGAAGGCAGCUCCCAUUUGCCCUUGUUAACCUGUUGAUCACACCAGACGCGAAGUACCGCGAUCCUCCGCGUCCGACGUGCGCCGUGUGGCGAGUGAUCAGCGUCAAUUCUGGCAGGAAGUAACGUCAAGACACACGAGAAAAUCCAGUCAAUUAUCAAAAUGUAGCCGAUUUUUCACAAUAAAAUAUCGCAAUUGACAAAUGCAAUCAUAUUUUUGUUUCUAAACAGACUGGAGCUGAAAAUAAACACACAAAAAACAAACAGACACACACACAGGUGUUGUCGAGCGCCGCGGAAAAUAACUCGUCUAAACUAGAGGUUAGUGGAUACCGCGCGCUCUCCGCCUGCUCAAUGUUUCGCAGGACUUCGCCGUCCGGUGUGAACCAGGCGUCAGUCGCAGGAGCCAAAAAAUACAUAAUAAAGAAAAAAUAAUCAAUUUAAACUUUUGGGAAACACACACAUAAAAAAUACAACAACAGACAAUUCAUCUUGAAAAGAAAAUAACAUUAAUGCGAUAAUUAACAAUAGCAGACUGAAUACAUGCACGCGUGACGAACCGUAACCGGGUUUAGCUUAAAGAAAAUGGAGGAAUCUAAUAUAUUAGCACAGGAACAUUUAUUCAGAAAACCAACAAGACAAUUAAACUCUUUACAAUAAUAACUCCUUUUUCGCGAAGGUUAGACAUCUGCGAAUAUAUGCAAUCUGUGAAUACGGAGAACGCCCCACCCCCAAAAGAUGUCUGUUACUGAUCCAUACUCAUCAAAAACAAUUCUGAUCAUACUUUGUGAAUUAAACAAUAUUGGAGUAUUGCUCAGCAUAAAGAGUUCUUUUGUUUUUUAUUCAGAACAAAAGACUGUACCACAGCAACAGUGUAUUUUAUGACUCUGUGCCUUUAAAUCAAAUGAGGAUGAGAAUUAUCCUCCGCAAUUAUCCUCUUCAGCAUAUCAGGAUUUUUUUCGGUCGCUUCCGAGUCAGCUGAUGCCAUUUCUCCAUGCGCUCCUCUCGCGGAGACCACAGCUCCGCUAUGCUCUGCUGCCAGAGAUACACCCCAGCAGCGCAGCACCUCCAUCUUGAGUUGUCUGAGUUUUUGUGACACACCGGAGGAGUUGCAUGACUGGAAAAAAAAAAAAAAACUUUGAAUACGUGAAACUGCGAAUAAGCGUGGGAUCACUGUAUAUCAGUUUAAAUCACCAAUUCUGUUAAAUUCUUCGUCCUCCGUGUUAUUUUAAUACAACUUCGCUGAGCCCGGCGUAAAACUAAGCAGCGCUUCUUCUUCUUCUUCUUUAUCUGUGUUGCUGUCAGUAGCAAAUACUGAUACACGCCUACAGCGCCCUCUAGCGGUUGUUGCCACCUAUUAAAAAAAAAAAACACACAUGUAAGUCAGAACCAAUGCCAAACUAUACAAAACAGCAUGACUUAUAUUCUAAAAAAUACGGUAAUUAUCUUCAGAAGAGGUUAAUUUAUUUUAUGACAGUUUUUGGACUAUAAGCUAACAGAAAUUUAGCUAAAAACAGUCUAAACUUUGACACAUCUGAAUGAGAACUGUCAGCCAAAAACCUUAAUGACUUAACAUUACUUUAAGGCAGGAAAACCUCUCACUGCACAAUAUAUAUUCUUUUCUCCAACAGAAAUGAACAUUUUUACACUUUUCUCUAUUUGUUAAACUCUCUAAUUUCAUAGAAAAAUAAAUCCAAAAUUAUAGAAUAAAAGGAAAGAUUUGAUCAUAUGUAGAUUUGACGAGUUGAACGCAUUCUGUUCAGAAGACAAUAAAUAGAGGAGAUUGAUUGACAAGCUCUAAAACCAAUCAGAUCACAGUUUUCUUUGAUUAUUUAAUAGAGAAAAUUGCACCAAAAAAGGUAAAAUGUGAUAAAACAAAGGAACACAGAAAACAGUAUAAAAUAAAGGUUUCGUUCAGGUUUGGCACAAAAACACCCAAAAAUGUUACUCCAAAUAUUAUCCCAAAAAAAUGUUCUUUACUCUGAAUAUAGUGAGCAUGUAAAUGUAGUCGCUUUAUAACCUAUUGAUGCAGUUAAGUUGUGACGGGAUUAAGAAUUUAUUAUAAAUCUUAUGAAAAACUACAAGUUAGGACAGUUUACAUUAACUACAACAAUGUGAAAGCUGUUGUGGCAUCACUGUAAAAGGGUUAUAAAAGUUCUUAUUAAAGACAGAGUUAGUCAUCAUCAAUUUGUAAAGUUAAGGUUGUCACUGACGCAACAAAUGUGCCGAUUAUAAUUCUUUCCAUUGAUUCUAUUGCAGUAAAUAUGUCCCCAGUUAGUGUUUUGCUUUUAACCCCAUCAGUUAAGAGAGAAAAAAAAGACAGAAAUCACUAAAAAGCACCAAAUGUUUUGAUUAUUUCUGUCACAAUUCAGUCAAACAUCAGACACUAUGGAUGAUAGGAACUGUACCAACCGUCUCCACUAGAGGGCAGAGUUUUGUUCAGAAGCCUGAUCAUCAGGUUCCUCCAGAGAGGACAGAGCAUAUGCAAACCUAUUUCUCUCUGUCACUCAUACAGACAGGCAGGAAGUGGCCGCCGAGCUUCCUGGAGGUCCUGACGUUCCUCCAGCCGAGGGCGUAGAAGCACAUGUGCUGUUUGUUCAACUCUUUUAUUCAGCAACGCUCAUGUUUUGGCAGAAAAUUUGAUAAAUGUGCCUUGAAGUUUUGAGCUUUGAUCGUCCAUGUUUUUUCGCUGUACAGACAUUUGACUGGAUUGUUGUUGGAGAAAUGUUUCGCUCUUGUUUAUUUAUUCCUCUCAUUACACUUUUAAUUAAACAUAAUCUGUGAAUUUA